AUGGAUGAACUUUGCGCCGUUUUAAAUAUAUCUAAGAGUCAAUUAGACACGAUAAAAAAGACUAACUUGAAGGAAGAUCAGAAGAAUAGUGAUAUAUUUCAGAGUUAUAUUGAUAGCUGUAAUAAAAAUUCCAAUAAUGAAUCCACAGACGAUGUUUUACAGAAAUUGAACGAAUUGCAAACCAAGCAUGAAAAGGUCAUGGAAACUUUAAGUAAAACAAUUCCUCCUUUGCGUGAGUACAUGGAGCAAUUUAAUUCAAAAUUAGUUGAAUAUACUGGAGAUUUGGGGAUGAUUAGAAAUAAAUCAUCGGAAUUGAAGGUUCUUUUGGAAAAUAACUCUACAAAAUUAUCAAAAGUAAGUCCUAUUGUCAAUGAUUUAAUUAUUUCGCCUGAGGUGGUCAACGGUAUUAUAUCUGGGGAAAUCGACCCAGUGUGGGUAGAGCACAUUGGUUUCAUUAGAGAUAAGAAAGAGAUCUAUCAAAAAUAUAAACGUUUAGAAGACAGCGAGAAACCAAAGGAUUUCGAGCAGAUGUUAAAAAUAUUAGAAAACCUUGAAAUUGUAAUUCUAGAAAGAUCGAAAAAAUAUAUAGUCCAUAAAAUAAAGAAUCUAAGAAGUUUCAAUACAGCACCAUCACAAAAGAUACAAUAUGAAUUAAUACAAGUGAAGGAGAUAUUUUCAUUCAUUUUAGAAAAUAAUUACUCCUUAGCAUUAGAACUAAGACAAGCUUAUGCUUAUACUAUGAAAUGGUAUUACAAAAGUUAUUUUGGACGUUAUAUUAGAUCACUAACCAUCUUACCAUUUAGACAUAUCGAUGCACAAUACGCUUUGGGUAGUGGAUUGACAGACACUUCGGUUAGUUAUUUGAAUGGAUAUGGUAUCGCAAACUAUCUAUCAACAAGUUACACAAAAGGUACUUCCUUUACUACUGAUGAAGCUAUACAAAGUUAUUUCCAGAUUGAAAAAAGGUUAACAUUAUUGACACAAGAAGAUAAUACUGUCAUGGUAUCACAGAUAGCAGAAAAUAACUCUAGAGAAAAUUUUAUUGAGAUUGGUUUCAAAAACUUAAACUUGGCUGUACUGGAUAAUUGUACAGUUGAAUUUAAAUUUUUAACUAAUUUUCUUAAAAUAGGUGAAAACUUAGAUGAAUUAAGAGCUUUAUGUGAACAAAUAUUCCAACCUACCUUAGAUGAAAUUAUCCAAUACACCAAAGACUUAGUUUUGUACUCUUAUGAUAUUUUUGGUGUUCUAAUUAGUAUUAGAAUUGCUCAACAACUCCAAUUUGAAGCAAAGAGAAGAGACACCCCAGUUAUUUCAGAUUUCAUGGAUGUGCAGCUAAUAACUCUAUGGCCAAAGCUACAACAAUUAAUCGAUUUUCAAUGCGAGAGUCUUCGUAAUGUUAGUAGCAAUGUAAAUGUUGCCAAAAUAUCAUCAAAUAACUCAAAUAUGAAUUUAUCAAGAACGGAUGACCCAUUGACGACACCUCAUGAAUUGACAGUUCAAUUUUCAAAAUUUUUAACUAGCCUUUUGAAAUUAACAAUAACUCAUAUCAAUGACAUUGACGAGCGUUCAGAACCCAUCUAUAAUUCUAUUAUAAGGAUAAGAAAUGAUUUUGAGACUGUCAUGACAAAAUGUAGUAAAAAAGUGAAGUCAUCUGAAAGAUUUUUAGCAACCAAUUAUAUGUACCUUUACAAUGUACUUCAGAAACAACAUUUACAAGAAGAUGAUUCGGUGGAGUCAAUACCAUUGAUUAUUGAAGAGACUGAGAAUCACUAUUACACUCUGGUCCAAGCGUAUAGUAGAUCUUAA
Molecule: messenger RNA, 1806 nt
Organism: Tetrapisispora phaffii CBS 4417
Lineage: Eukaryota; Fungi; Ascomycota; Saccharomycetes; Saccharomycetales; Saccharomycetaceae
Gene: VPS52
Product: Vps52p
Exons: 1
Coding region: 1-1806 (601 amino acids)
Biological process (GO): endocytic recycling; Golgi to vacuole transport; retrograde transport, endosome to Golgi
Cellular component (GO): GARP complex
Molecular function (GO): syntaxin binding
Source: RefSeq, a predicted model, not a curated record